AUGGAGUCUGCUACCGUGGACGUGCAACCUCUGCUCUCAAAUCAGUCAUCUGGCUGUGCUGCCGCAGACAGGACGAUGGAGAACCAGUUCUUCGGCUGGUUCUACAUCGGGGUGUUCGUUCUGGCGCUGAGCGGGAACAGCCUGGCUCUCUGGAUCUUCUCCCGCCAGCGAGGGGUUUCCUCUCCCGCUAACGUCUUCCUGAUCCACCUGGCCGUGGCGGACCUGUCGUACGUGGUCAUCCUCCCGCUCAGGGCCACCUACCACUUCACGGGGGGCCACUGGCCCCUGGGCGAGGUUCCCUGCAGGGUGGUGGGCUUCCUGUUCUACGUCAACAUGUACGCCAGCCUCUACUUCCUGGCCUGCGUGGCCGUGGAUCGCUACCUGGCCGUGGUUCACGCGGUGAGGUCGCUGAAGAUCCGCCAGGGCCGCUACGCUCACAUGGUCAGCUUCUCCCUGUGGGCUCUGGUGACCGUGGCCAUGGCGCCGCUGCUCGUCACCCACCAGACGGCCCAGGUGGACAACACCACCGUGUGCCUGCAGCUGUACAGAGAGAAGGCCUCGCGCAGCGCGCUGAUCUCGCUGGCCGUGGCCUUCACGCCGCCGUUCCUGGCCACCCUGUCCUGCUACCUGCUCAUCAUCCACAGCCUGCACCGCGGCUCCCGGCUGGAGCCGGCCCUCAAGCUGAGGGCGCUGCGCACCAUCGGCGCCGUCAUGCUCAUCUACAUCGUGUGUUUCCUGCCGUACCACAUGAGCAGGGCCACCUUCAUCCUGGGCUACAGCCAGCCCGGGGUCUCCUGCCGGGCGCGGCGGGCCCUGAGCACGGCCAACCGCCUCACCUCCGGCCUCACCUGCCUGAACGGAGCCAUGGACCCGCUCGUCUACCUGUUCGGGGCCGAGAAGUUCCGCGGCGCUCUCCGGCGGUUGUUCUGCAGAGAUAAGACGGGAAUGUCCGCGGCCACGAGCGGAGAGUUGAAGGGAACGCACGAGAGCUCCGUGAGCGCCAAGUCUGAGUUCUGAGGGACUUUAACGAGACUUUUCCAGCAGAGCCAGCUCUGCUCGGACUCUAGCGGACUAUUGAUUUGGAUUGAAAGUGGAAGAUGGACCCGGGGCCUAGUUCUCACGUCCACCCUGCACUCUAACACAUAAACCCACAUGUACAUAUAGCACUUCAGUGACCAGCGGAGGCUGGCGGGAGCAGAUUACAUGAGAAUACUAUUUAGAAGGAAAUGUUGAUGAUGAUGUUUAUUACGCUGUAACGAAGGUUCUGUAACCUUUGAUCUUGUAUGUGUUCUGGGUCUCAGUGGUUCCUCUUGGUUCAAGCACAUCAAAUGUCCCCUAUGAGCUCAUUUAUCUUCGAAGCAAUUACAAUUUACAUACUUUAUAGAUACGAUAAUUACAGGACUGUCUCAGAAAAUUAGAAUAUUGUGAUA
This is a messenger RNA of Cololabis saira (Pacific saury), 1430 nucleotides long. RefSeq names its product G protein-coupled receptor 17 (gene gpr17). Gene Ontology annotation, cellular component: membrane. The transcript has a single exon. Gene Ontology annotation, molecular function: G protein-coupled receptor activity. Bases 1 to 1017 code for a protein of 338 amino acids. Lineage: Eukaryota; Metazoa; Chordata; Actinopteri; Beloniformes; Belonidae. The record is from RefSeq and is a predicted model, not a curated record. Gene Ontology annotation, biological process: positive regulation of Rho protein signal transduction; phospholipase C-activating G protein-coupled receptor signaling pathway.